Molecule: messenger RNA, 402 nt
Organism: Caenorhabditis remanei
Lineage: Eukaryota; Metazoa; Nematoda; Chromadorea; Rhabditida; Rhabditidae
Exons: 3
Coding region: 1-402 (133 amino acids)
Source: RefSeq, a predicted model, not a curated record
AUGAAGCUUCACAUUAUCCUGGAUCACAUGGUUCCAAAUAUACGAUUCGAAAGCAGCCCAAUGCUGUCAAGUGCGGCUCCAUUUGAACGUCUCAACCAAUCACUUGGACGAAACACAGAUGUUUAUACAACUCGAUCUCUCAUCGACAUGACAACAAAGUUCAUGGCGUCGCAUCGGGCUAACUAUUAUUGUGAGAAAUCUGUCGACUCUUCGGAGUUUCUGUUCCAUGAUUUUCCUUGUGCUGGAACUAAAGAUCCUGUUAAGUUAAAAAAGUCGUCAGAGCCUUCAUCGUGCUGCAGAAAGUCGCCAGAACCUCUAACUUGCUGCAGAAAGUUGAACGAGUUUACCGAGUACUAUAGCUUCAUAAUUCCCAUAUCACCGAAUAAACAAAUGAGGCUUUGA